AACGACAUGUGCUAUAAAGAUGGCCUUAUACUGCCUCCAAGGCAUAUCCAGAAUCGUUGGACUGCAAGGUGAAUCUUCAGAGCAGAGAUGUCAGCUGCAACUCUUCUGUCAGUCUUUGCAUUCCUUCUAAUUUCCUGCGUGCCACAGACGGAAGCACAAGCUGGUCAAGUAUGCGUCGUUCAAAUGACGGACAACGUUGAUGAGGACAAGGGUCCAGUCAUUUUCCAGUUCGUUCGAAAACAAGGCUCAGUUGGAACCGUCACUGUCAGUUACACCUUAGCAGAUGUAACAACAGAACCUGAGGACAUCAUUGGGGACAGGACCGGAACAAUCACGUUAGCCGAUGGCGUGACGGCGGCGAAUCUUUCAGUUCAAAUCAAUGACGAUACGAUAGAGGAAGACAGCGAACAGUUCUCCAUUACACUGACUGGUGGAACAGGCCCCGAAUCGAUAGCGACUGCCAUCAUCUUUGAUAAUGAUGUUUAUUCCACUUGGGGAGAAUGGGUCGGUGACUGCAGUGGCACUGUGACGUGUGGUCCAGCAAACAAAACAGAAACGAGGACAAGAGCUUGUGUUGCAGUUGUUCCCCCAUUGUGUGUGCAGUCACUCACUGAGAACCGAACUGUGGAUUGUAACCUACCAGACUGCCCCAUUAUCACUCCUUGGUCCGAAUGGACUGAUAAUGGAACUUGCUCAACGACCUGUGGCCCUGGCACACGGAUGCAGUUUCGGAACCGAACCUGUACCGCUAAUUGCCCGGCUGACUUCACAGCAGUUGAGACGAGAACUGUCGAUUGUCAGAUUUGUACAUGUCCAGUUAUCAGCAUGUGGUCCGAAUGGACUGAUAAUGGAACUUGCUCAACGACCUGUGGGCCUGGGACGAAGAUGCAGACGAGGACCCGGACUUGUACCGGUUCCACCUGUUGCCCGGCUGACUUCACAGCAGUUGAGACGAGAACUGUCGAUUGUCAGAUUUGUACAUGUCCAGUUAUCAGCAUGUGGUCCGAAUGGACUGAUAAUGGAACUUGCUCAACGACCUGUGGGCCUGGGACGAAGAUGCAGACGAGGACCCGGACUUGUACCGGUUCCACCUGUUGCCCGGCUGACUUCACAGCAGUUGAGACGAGAACUGUCGAUUGUCAGAUUUGUACAUGUCCAGUUAUCAGCAUGUGGUCCGAAUGGACUGAUAAUGGAACUUGCUCAACGACCUGUGGGCCUGGGACGAAGAUGCAGACGAGGACCCGGACUUGUACCGGUUCCACCUGUUGCCCGGCUGACUUCACAGCAGUUGAGACGAGAACUGUCGAUUGUCAGAUUUGUACAUGUCCAGUUAUCAGCAUGUGGUCCGAAUGGACUGAUAAUGGAACUUGUUCAACGACCUGUGGGCCUGGGACGAAGAUGCAGACGAGGACCCGGACUUGUACCGGUUCCACCUGUUGCCCGGCUGACUUCACAGCAGUUGAGACGAGAACUGUCGAUUGUCAGAUUUGUACAUGUCCAGUUAUCAGCAUGUGGUCCGAAUGGACUGAUAAUGGAACUUGCUCAACGACCUGUGGGCCUGGGACGAAGAUGCAGACGAGGACCCGGACUUGUACCGGUUCCACCUGUUGCCCGGCUGACUUCACAGCAGUUGAGACGAGAACUGUCGAUUGUCAGAUUUGUACAUGUCCAGUUAUCAGCAUGUGGUCCGAAUGGACUGAUAAUGGAACUUGCUCAACGACCUGUGGGCCUGGGACGAAGAUGCAGACGAGGACCCGGACUUGUACCGGUUCCACCUGUUGCCCGGCUGACUUCACAGCAGUUGAGACGAGAACUGUCGAUUGUCAGAUUUGUACAUGUCCAGUUAUCAGCAUGUGGUCCGAAUGGACUGAUAAUGGAACUUGCUCAACGACCUGUGGGCCUGGGACGAAGAUGCAGACGAGGACCCGGACUUGUACCGGUUCCACCUGUUGCCCGGCUGACUUCACAGCAGUUGAGACGAGAACUGUCGAUUGUCAGAUUUGUACAUGUCCAGUUAUCAGCAUGUGGUCCGAAUGGACUGAUAAUGGAACUUGCUCAACGACCUGUGGGCCUGGGACGAAGAUGCAGACGAGGACCCGGACUUGUACCGGUUCCACCUGUUGCCCGGCUGACUUCACAGCAGUUGAGACGAGAACUGUCGAUUGUCAGAUUUGUACAUGUCCAGUUAUCAGCAUGUGGUCCGAAUGGACUGAUAAUGGCGCUUGCACAACGACCUGUGGGCCUGGGACAAAGAUGCAGAUGAGGACCCGGACUUGUACCGGUUCCACCUGUUGCCCGCCUGGCUUCACAGCAGUUGAGAUGAGAACAGUCAAUUGUCAGAUUUGUACCUGUCCAGUGAUCGGCCCCUGGUGCCCGUGGGGUAAUACUGGUCCGUGUUCUGUGACAUGUGGAUGCGGGACACAGAUGCAGGCUCGCAGUCGAGUCUGUGUUAAUACUUGCACGCCCCCUGACUGUAUUACACGUGAGGAGAGAACGGUCAAUUGCAGCCAUGCCCCUUGUCCUACUGCGUGGACGACAUGGAACAGAUGGUCUGGGUCAGGUUCGACGACAUGGAACAGAUGGUCAGGAGCGUCAACAUGGAACAGAUGGUCAGGACCGUCGACAUGGAACAGAUGGUCAGGACCGUCGACAUGGAACAGAUGGUCAGGAGCAUCGACAUGGAACAGAGGGUCAGGAGCGUCGACAUGGAACAGAGGGUCAGGAGCAUCGACAUGGAACAAAUGGCCGGGGUCGACAAGGAACAGAUGGCCGAAAUGGAACAGAAGGCGCGGUUCCUUUGGGAACAGAAGGCGCGGUUCCUUUGGGAACAGAAGGGCAGGAUCAGGAGGAAAUAGGAGGAGAUUUUAUCGUGGCUAGGUACAACCAUGCAGAAGAAAUUCUGACACACGUGUAAAACUCACUCAAGCGAUCGAAGUAAAAGGUGCAACUUA
Molecule: messenger RNA, 2951 nt
Organism: Haliotis rufescens (red abalone)
Lineage: Eukaryota; Metazoa; Mollusca; Gastropoda; Lepetellida; Haliotidae
Product: A disintegrin and metalloproteinase with thrombospondin motifs adt-1-like
Exons: 18
Coding region: 88-2877 (929 amino acids)
Biological process (GO): cell communication
Cellular component (GO): membrane
Source: RefSeq, a predicted model, not a curated record